AUGUCACUUACGAGAUCAGUGUCGCCGCUUUCAUCAGGUCCAAGUCCGGUCAGCGGGCGCUACAAUGAGAUCAGCCCGAUCGAGUCGCAGAAUUACCAAGAGCAGCAGCAAUAUCAGGCAAUAUCCUCAGUCGGGGAUCCUCAACAACAAGAACAACAACAGCAGGAGCCACAGCAGCCACGACAGCAACAACAAGGGGAAGAAUUUUACAAUCCCUCACAGAAUCCCGCCGGAAAUGUGCAGCCUACACAUCCAGAUCGGACGCCGAUGCUGUCGGAUGGACAAGAAGGAUUCUCUCGCGGGCAGGUUGCUGAAAAGACGCCACCUGAAUUCGUGAAAGGGGGUCUCAGGAUCGAGACCAUCAUAGCCGACGUUCUCACAAUCCUUAUCCCCAUAGCUCUACUGAUUUUUGCCUCAAUUCUGAUCUCCAAAAACGGCAAAGAGACUUCCAUACACCAGAUUGAGCAAUGGCAGAAUGCCGCGUCUGUGCUCUCUACAUUCUUCCCUUUGUUUUUCUCUGCAGUGGUGGGCCGCUUGAUGAUGCAACUAGGCCGCUGGAAAUUGGAAAGAGGUGUCACCGUGGAAACUCUCGAGCAGCUCACAGGGAGUAGAACCUUUUUCGGUGCAGUAAUCACACAGAUCCGCCUACGGAGCUUGAGCGUACUCGCCGUCCCUCUUGUUCUCCUCUGGGCUUUUUCGCCAGUCGGUUCCCAAGCUCUCACUCGUCUCGUUCAGCCGCGGCAGGCCAUUGUCACGGAAUCAAGCCGCAUGACCUACUUUGACACCAUCGGAACGGCCCCAAGUGACUCGAUUGGGGAUGGAGUGAUGGGCAAUGAAUGGUGGUACAGCAUGGAGCGGAUGAGCAAGCUGCGAGCAGAGUUGGAUGCGAGAAACACGCUCUAUGGAUCCAUGCUCACGGCUCCCCGGGCGGUCAAGCAGAGCAGCAUGGACUCAUGGGGUAAUAUCAAGAUUCCAUUUUUAGCCAACGACCAGGACAGUUCCUGGCAAGCUGUCGCGGCAAACUCGGAUCGGCCAUACAGCUCCCUCGUUGGUCUCCCUUUUGCGAACAUCUCCUCGGGCAACAACACUUUUGAGAUUGAGUCGACCUACGUUGCACUGGAAUGCGACGACUUGGAACUUUGGGAAUUACCUGUUGGGUCCAGCAACUCUUCACAAUCGGGAUACCUCAAUGCCACGUACAUAGCAGCCUUGGGAGGCGGUGGCGUUGAACAGCCGGCGCCGAAUGGGACGUUUCAGGGGUUCAGCAUCGAUCGCGGAGGCAAUUACGACUCGCGGGAAGCUUCCUGGAGUGUAGGCAUUGAUCGACUUAUCAAUGAGAAAUGGCUGGAGGGUUUCGAGUGGGGGAGUGAUGGACAAGAACAGACCAAGAGGCGAAACACCCUGAGACUAUUCGAAAAUGAGCAGGGGAUUGAUAUUGGGCCUACCAGAAUCUCAUUCCAGUCAUACGUCCCUCAAAAUACGACGGAAAACCCCGAAGUCACCCAGAUGAGAUAUCACGGCACUCACUGUACUGUGAAGCAAAAGUACGUCGAGUCCAAGGUCGACUGCGAGAAAACAAGCUCGUCGAGCACUGCACAAUGCUCCGUUACCGCGCAGCGGCCAUCCCAAAGGCAAAGUCUUUCGGAAAAUCUAACCAUUUUGAACUGGCCUCAAACAUGGCUCAUUCUUUCCAAGUAUUGGCCUCUUGCCUCAGCCCCGUCCAUUCGCUUUUCGGGCUACGCGAGCCAUGACCUGACAUUGCAAUAUCUUGUUGAUCCGGACGCGAGCCUACUGUUUUCCUCGGCCGCAGUACAGCUCGAGCCUUCAAAGAUAGACAAGAAGGAUCUCAGCACCAGAUUGAGCCAGGUACUCAAUACAUACAUUCAGCUCUCCUCUGCAGCAGGUCGUGCACUCGAGGGCAGCAGCUUGAACGGGGACGGCUCUAAUACCCAAGAAGCGGAUUCACAAGUGGGUAAAUGGAUCGUUGUAUAUUCGAUUUCCACAGUUUGGACUGUGUUCUGUAUUUUGUCGAUUAUACUGCUACUCGCGAGUGGCGUGGCAGGUGUGGUAUUUGCUCAUCUAGCUGUCAGUCCUGCUGUGUUUGGAUACGCCACAGCAGCCUUGCGAAAAAAUAAUAUGUAUCUAUCCAAGGCGUCAGAGACCAUGGAUGGGAUGGAGCUCGCGAGGGAGCUGAAGAAGAGGCGGGUAUGCUACGGUUGGUCGGAAAACGAUUUAAGCACAGAUGGCGUUACUGGUAUUGGCGAACUUCUUGAUACAGGGAGACUUGAGGAUACGCCACCGAGAGUGUAA
Clonostachys rhizophaga is the source of this 2310-nucleotide messenger RNA. The record is from the annotation of a GenBank genome assembly. Lineage: Eukaryota; Fungi; Ascomycota; Sordariomycetes; Hypocreales; Bionectriaceae.